This is a messenger RNA of Paramuricea clavata, 5117 nucleotides long. The record is from the annotation of a GenBank genome assembly. Lineage: Eukaryota; Metazoa; Cnidaria; Anthozoa; Malacalcyonacea; Plexauridae.
AUGAAAAUGAUGUCGCUUCCGACUCCGAAACCGCCUGUAUUUAGUGGUAAUAUUUUGGCCUACCCAAAGUGGACGUUAGCUUUCGAUGCCUUGAUUGACGGUGAAGCUGUAAACCCAGCACAUAAGUUAUACUACCUUGGGGAAUAUACUAGUGGACAAGCCCAGAAAAUGAUUGAUGGAUUGUUGGGGCUGCAAUCUGAUGAUGCGUAUAAGAGAGCUAGGCAGAUAUUGCAAGAACGCUUUGGUGAUCCAUACAAGAUUUAUCAGGCAUACAAUGAAAGGCUUAAGUCAUGGCCAGUAUGCAGCAAAGCUUCCGAGCUUCAGGAAUUCAGCGACUUUCUGGUAACAGUGCAAGAAACUAUGAAAACAGUGAAGCACCUCAAGGACUUUGACACCUUUUCUGCUUGAGCUUGUUAAAGGAAAGUAUGAUUUUAACGACCUAGUUGACUUUGUGCAAAAGGCAGCAAAGGAUGCAACUCAUCCAGUGUUCUCGCAUGAAGUUCUGUUAUCUAAGAGAAAGGAGUUGUUGAAAGACAAGAAGCAAGAAGACAAGAAUAGUUAUCACAAGAGAAAGUUUGGCUCAUUCAACACAAGUAAGUACAAUGAAAGCUCUGGUCAUAGUGAUAAGAACAUAAAUGAACUCAUGUGCCCUGCAUGUAGAAAGCCUCACAAAUUGGAGAACUGUGACAUAUUCCUAAAGAAGUCUGUAAAGGAACGAUCAGAAUUAGCUAAGUCGAAAGGGCUUUGCUUCCUGUGUUUAUGUCAUGGUCAUAUGGCCAGGAGUUGCAAAGAAUCCAUUAGAUGCCAGACUUGUAAGAAACCCCAUGCCACACUUCUCCAUUUUGAAUCCAAGGAGUCUAAGAACGGGAAUAAGAAAGAGAACGAAGAGUCUGGCAAAGAAAAGCCUAAAGUAGCUAAUCGUGUCGUAGUGUGUCAUAGCAAUGAUUGCAAUGAAGUAACAACAUCGUCUUUAAUACUUCCGGUAUGGAUAUGUCACAAGGACAAUCCUGAGAAGAAAAUAAUGACAUAUGCUGUUUUAGAUGAUCAAAGUGACACAUGCUUUGUAACGGACAGUGUUUGUGUUCAGUUAGAAAUUGAAGGACCUGAGACUGUGAUUGAGUUAGGAACAAUGCACGCUGUAGAAGAUAUCAGAACCCAGAAAAUUAGCGGUCUUAUUGUUUCAUCGGAAGAUAAGUCAGUAGAUGUACCUUUACCAAAAGCUUAUUCCCGUGAAAAUAUUCCAGCGCGUCGAGAUCAGAUCCCUAGAGUAGAAAUGGCGAUCAAUUGGAGUCAUUUGAGUCCAAUUGCCAAUGAAAUACCAGAAUAUCGUGAUGAUCUCGGUAUUGGUCUCCUAAUUGGUAACAAUUGUGUCGAAGCUAUCAAACCACGUGACGUUAUUCCCGGAAAACCUCAAGACCCGUAUGCUAUUAGAAACCUCAAGACCCGUACUGUAUUCGGUUGGGGUUUGAUUGGAGUAACAAACCCUGUUGAUCACCGCGAAUGCCAAUCAGACGGAACUAGAAUACAUUGCCAUCGAGUUACAACCAAAGAUAUCACAACCCAGAGUACCGGUUCAACCUUUGUAGAGCAAACCCAAGUAAAGGAAGUAUUGAAUCCUCACGAAGUGUUAAAGAUGUUUGAACAGGACGUUUCGGAAAAGAAGAGAAAGAAACCAAUGUCGUUAGAAGAUCGAAUGUUCCUGGAUAUAACGAAAAGAGAGAUUCACGUUACUGACGAUGGACAUUAUGAGUUGCCACUUCCGUUUCGAAAUGACAAAGUUGAAUUACCGUCGAACAGAAAGCUUGCUGAAUCAAGGUUAAAUGGCCUUAAAGCAAAGUUCGCCAAGGAUGUCAAAUACAAAAGAGAUUAUAUGCAAUUUAUGGAUGAUAUGAUGAAGAAAGGCUACGCUGAGAAAGCUCCACAGACUGAUGGAAAACCGUGGUAUAUACCUCAUCAUGGAGUGUACCAUACACACAAACCCAAUAAGAUCAGGGUCGUAUUUGACUGCUCAGCCGAAUAUGAAGGUCAAUCAUUAAAUCAACAUCUUUUACAAGGACCUGACCUAACGAACUCGCUCACUGGUGUACUUUGUCGAUUCCGCGAAGAAAGAAUAGCGUUUACGUGUGACAUCGAAUCCAUGUUCUGUCAGGUACGUGUGAAUGAAGAGCAUCGCGAUUACUUAAGGUUCUUGUGGUGGCCUGACGGAGAUACAUCGAAGGAGCCCGAAGACUACAGAAUGCGAGUCCACCUAUUUGGAACAACGUCAUCACCCGGAUGUUCCAAUCUAGCGUUGAAAACCACGGCCAAAGCUGGUGAAGAAGAGUUUGGAACAGAUGCCACCUCAUUUGUCGAAAACUGUUUUUAUGUUGAUGAUGGGUUAAAGUCCUUUGAGAAGGUAGAGCAAGCGACUAAGUUGAUAAAAAGCAGCAUUGAAAUGUGCCAGAAAGGCGGAUUUCGUCUACACAAGUUUACUGCAAACAAGCGAGAAGUGAUCGAGUCCAUUCCCGUUGACUACCGUGCUACCGAAGUCAAAGAACUCGAUCUGUGUCACGAUAUACUUCCGAUCGAACGAGUGCUAGGAAUGGAGUGGUGCAUCGAAAGUGAUUCUUUUCGGUUUCGCAUAACCUUAAAGGACAGACCACUUACAAGACGCAGGGUUUUGGCAACUAUAAGUUCCAUUUAUGAUCCCCUCGGACUCGCUACCCCUGUUCUACUCACUGGAAAAAAGAUCCUACAAGCCCUGUGCAAAGAGAAUGCUGAUUGGGAUGACCCUCUGCCAGAAAAGCUUAGAAUAGAGUGGGAAAGAUGGAGAAAGGACAUUCAUUUGUUGGGAAACAUGAAAGUUGAAAGAUGUUACAAACCUGAGAGCUUUGGAGAGGUGAAGAAAACUGAACUUCAUCAUUUCUCUGACGCAAGCUGUGAAGGGUACGGUCAAUGUUCGUAUAUAAGAUUGGUUGAUGAUAGCGAUAGAAUCCACUGUUCAUUAGUUGUGGGCAAAUCUCGUGUGGCGCCACUGAAACAAGUUUCGAUUCCAAGGUUAGAGCUAACAGCCGCGGUUGUUUCUGUCAAAGUCAGUGCCAUGCUUCAAGAAGAACUCGAUUAUAAGAGCAUCGAAGAGAUAUAUUGGACAGAUAGCAAAGUCGUUUUAGGAUAUAUUAACAAUGAUGCGCGUCGCUUCCAUGUAUUCGUGGCUAAUCGCAUCCAACAAAUCAGAGAUCAUUCGUCAAAGGAUCAGUGGAAUUACGUUGAGUCAAAGUUAAAUCCAGCUGAUGAGGCAUCCCGAGGUUUAAAGGCCUGUGAUAUUGUGAGCGAUUCGAGGUGGAUAAACGGUCCGUCAUUUCUAUACGAAGCUCACCAAGAUUGGAAUCAUUUUAACCAACCGGAUGACAAAGCAAAGCUGGAAACAGAUGAUGUCGAAGUAAAGAAAGUCACAACCUUUGCAACAUCUGUGAAAAAAUGACGUGGUAGAGAGAUUAGAAUACUUUUCGAGUUGGCACCAAGCCAAGAAGGCCAUCGCUAUUUGUCUUCGUUAUCGCAGAUUGUUACGUCAAAGGGUACGUAAGAAAAGGGAGGAAAAGGAUGUCGAGAACAUUGAGAAAGCAGCAACUGUUAUGAAACCUGACCAAGCUGUUACUGUGGAAGAAAUGAAUGCUGCUGAACGGGAAAUAAUCAAGGCACUGCAGAAAGAAGAAUUCAAACAGGAGAUAAGCUCGUUAAAGUCAAAACCCAAAGUCAAUGUACCGGAAACUCAACGACGGCGAAAUACGGUAGCUAGAACUAGCCCGAUUGCUAAACUCGAUCCCUUUAUGGACGAACAUGGAGUUAUACGAGUAGGAGGAAGAAUUCGAAGAUCUAGUAUGGACGCUAAUAUCAAGCAUCCGGUAGUCUUACCAAAGAGAGCUCACGUUUCGAAGCUGAUAGCAAAACAUUUUCACCAGAAGAUUGAUCAUCAAGGACGAGGGAUAACUUGGAAUACGAUACGUGCUUCAGGAUAUUGGAUCGUCGGUUGUAAAGAUGUUGUAGCUAAACUUAUCAAAGAUUGCGCCGUUUGUCAAAGAUUUCGAGCGAGUGUCAAAGAUCAGAAAAUGGCAGAUCUUCCGAAAGAACGGGUUGAGACCUCACCACCAUUCACAUACAGUGCGGUCGACUAUUUUGGACCAUUCUACGUAAAGCAAGGCCGGAAAGAAUUAAAACGAUACGGUGUAUUGUUCACGUGUUUAGCCUCAAGAGCUAUUCAUCUAGAAGUUUCUCACACUCUAGAAACAGACUCGUUUCUAAACGCCUUUCGACGAUUUGUCUCCAGACGAGGACCCGUGCGAGAACUGCGUUGUGAUCGUGGAACGAACUUUGUAGGCGCCAGUACGGAAUUGCAGAAGUGUUUGAAAGAAAUGAAUCACGAUAAGAUCAAAGAGGAAUUGCUAAAAGAAAGUUGCGAUUGGUUUCAAUUCAAGUUCAACGUCCCGAAAGCCAGCCGUAUGGGAGGAAUUUGGGAGAGACAAAUCAGGACAGUUCGGAAUGUCUUAAAUGUUCUUCUAUACCAAAAUGGCAGUCAAUUGAACGAUGAAUCGCUUCUUACCUUCAUGUGCGAAGCGGAAUCUAUCGUCAAUAGUCGUCCGCUUAGUGGUGACAAUCUCGGUUUACCGGACAGUUUAGAGCCGUUAACACCCAAUCAUCUGCUUACGAUGAAGAAUAAGGUUCUUCUUCCCCCACCAGGAGUGUUUCAGAAAGAAGAAAUGUAUCUACGUAAGCAUUGGCGAAGAGUUCAACAUCUAUGCAAUGAGUUUUGGUCGCGUUGGAGAAAAGAAUUUCUGCAUUCCCUGCAAGAACGCCAAAGAUGGCUCAAACCGAAACAGAAUCUCGAAGUCGGAGAUAUUGUUAUCGUCGCUGAAGAAGAAUCAUCCCGAAACUGUUGGCCAUUAGCUCGCGUAGUGAAUGUUGAGAAAGACGAAGAUGGCCUAGUUCGAAAAGUAAAGUUGAUGGUCGGCGAGCGGAGACUCACGAAGCAAGGAAGAAGAGAGAAGCCUCUCGUUAGCCUGGAACGUCCAGUCCACAAGUUGAUAUUGUUGAUCCAAGGAGAAAGACCGGGAAUCCCCGCCGAAGAGCCUGAUGACAAAUGA